This is a messenger RNA of Triticum turgidum subsp. durum (durum wheat), 561 nucleotides long. The record is from the annotation of a GenBank genome assembly. NCBI's taxonomy places the organism in Eukaryota, Viridiplantae, Streptophyta, Magnoliopsida, Poales, Poaceae.
AUGAUGGCGUCUUUCUCGCCGCUGUGCGCUCUUGUCGUACUGCUCGCCGCAGUCGGCUCCGUCUCCAUCGCAUCCGCCUCCGUCGCCGACGCAGGUAGCUUGUCUCUCAAUUCUUCGCUGCUCGCAUCGGCGGCUCCUCCGCCAAGCGCCGUCCUUCCCCGCAAGGUGCUCCGCCCUGCAGGCGUGGGCGCCGACGUGCCGCACCGCGUGAGCCUCGGCUGCGCCGGCGCGGACGACAUCGCCAUCGAGCAGGGCCCGGGGACGACGCUGCCCAGCGGGAUCCCGUCCUACACGGUGGACAUAAUCAACCGCUGCUCCGGCGCAGGCCGCGAAGCGUGCGCCAUCUCUGGCAUCCGCGUGCGCUGCGGCUGGUUCAGCUCCGUCACCCUCGUCGACCCCAGCAAGUUCCGCCGGGUGGCGCCCGACGACUGCCUCGUUAACGACGGCAAGCCGCUCUUGGCUGACGACACCAUCUCCUUCGAGUACGCCAACUCGUUCCAAUACAAGCUCUCCGUCGCCAAGGCCACCUGCGUCCACCCCGCCGCCGACACCUCCGACUAG